Molecule: messenger RNA, 609 nt
Organism: Talaromyces atroroseus
Lineage: Eukaryota; Fungi; Ascomycota; Eurotiomycetes; Eurotiales; Trichocomaceae
Exons: 3
Coding region: 1-609 (202 amino acids)
Source: RefSeq, a predicted model, not a curated record
AUGCUAGCUUGUUUUCGGCUGCCUCGCGAGUUGCCUAUUCGCAUACCCUUGCGGCCAUCAUCAUUCAUCAAACAUCUCUCCACCACCACAACGCAACCUCUUCAAGAGCCGCUCGGCCCCGGAACACUCCUGCGAAGCGAUUCUAAGCGUCUUUAUGAUGUGAGUGAUGUUCUCCUGGAGCGGAAAUUUGGCUCAACCUUCCUACGCGUUUACUUCCAAGGCGGGGAAAGCGCCGAGGACAAGAACAACGUUAUCAAGAAUGUCAUUCCAGGCGAGUUUGAGUACAAUCGGAAUCUACAGAAGAAAGUGUCCUCUUCUCCAAAUGUGCGAACGGUCGUCGAUACCGUUCAGGCGCACAUCAAGACUGAUAACAUUCUUAUAAACUACGCGGAAGAUCCUGACGGUCUGAACAUUCAAGAUGUUCAAAUCGCAGACCUCGACGAUUCGGUCGAUUUGCCGCGUGGGAUGUGGCUACAAGGCGCUCUGUGCGGCAAUUCGAUCUGGAGAAGCCUGAAAGUUGGUGUCGAUCCCAACAGAACCAGUCCUCAGAUAUAUUCUCUUUUGGAAUUGUGGUAUGCCUGUCGUGAUCAACUCCAUGCUGAUAAUUGA